Messenger RNA from Oncorhynchus masou masou (cherry salmon), 914 nucleotides. RefSeq names its product neurturin-like. Bases 9 to 644 code for a protein of 211 amino acids. Gene Ontology annotation, molecular function: growth factor activity; receptor tyrosine kinase binding; glial cell-derived neurotrophic factor receptor binding. NCBI's taxonomy places the organism in Eukaryota, Metazoa, Chordata, Actinopteri, Salmoniformes, Salmonidae. The transcript has 2 exons. The record is from RefSeq and is a predicted model, not a curated record.
AUUCUACGAUGAAGUUAUGGAAGUGCGCCGCCAUCGCCUUGACUCUCUGUGGAGCAGCACUGUCCCUCUUCCUCACUCGAAUCAUGGUUCCCACGCCGCCGCAUCACAUCCCCUCCUGGUACACGUCUUCGUCGCGGACGUCCUUGUCCUCCAACUCCUCCCUGAUCGGCGGCCGUCAUCGCAAAGCGCGGUCGGUGGAAGGCGUUGGCAACAUUUUGACAGAAUUCAUGCACAUGUUCCAGAGCUUCACAGAGGGGGAGCUGAAGCAGAUGAUUGGGACUCUGGUGGAGAAGAAGGCACGGCAGGAGGCCAGGCAGGAGGCCAGGCAGAGCAAAAGGACUAAACGGGCUAAGAAAGCAUCAAAGCCAUGUUCCCUGCGGGAGGUGGAAGUGACUGUCAGUGAGCUGGGUCUGGGCUACCACAGUGAUGAAACGCUGCUCUUCAGGUACUGCAGUGGGAACUGUAAAGCUAGCCGACGCAACUACGACGUCAUACUGAAGAAAUGGACGAGGAAAGGCAUCUCGAAGAGGGAGAGGAGCCCGUGCUGCCGGCCCAAGGAGUACGAUGACAUUUCCUUCCUGGACAACAAUAACAGAUACAAGACGCUCCAUAACUUUUCUGCUCUGGCCUGUGGCUGUGUAUAACGCCUCUAUAGCCAUUUUGAUUUCCCAGAUACUGUGUCGAACAUGGGAAACGCAACAACUACUGCUACAAAAUCAAAAACAGGAGUACACAAGAAUUGAUCCCUACAGUACAAUGCCAGGGAAUAUGGACAUUUAAACUACUACUAUUUAAGACGGUUAAUUUUGUGUUUUUUUUUUAAAAAGACAUCAGCAAACGUCUGUUUUGCUUUCCUUGCCUUUCAUGGGAUACUUCUCUGUCGGUUGUGAGGGUAAUAUAUUAUAUGACCUAUG